AUGGAAGAUAUGGACCGGGUAAUAAACGCCGGAAUACCCAUCGCAGAACUAUUGUACCAGGCAACAGGAUCAACAACAGUGACUGUGGCACUGAGCGUACUCUUGACAAUCAUAUACGCAGCAUGUGUCAGCUGUGGGGCGUCUUACAUGAGCCUUCGCCAGAGACCGAGGUACUCCAUUUCCCGAUUUCUUCGACAAUAUAGACAAGCUGCUCCAAUUCCCGCUUCGUACGACUUAGGCUCAAUGAUUUUUGCUGAUAUCUAUGGUCUCAUAUACCUUGCCAGCACCACGGCUUUCAAUUCCAUCAUUACCUCGGCCGUUACGCUAUUGAACUUGAGCUACGCUGUUCCUCAGGCCAUCCUCGCUACGCGAGGUCGUGCGCAGUGUCUGCCAAAGCGGCCACUCGGUCUUGGUCGGUGGCGCACCCGUUUUGGUGGGAUUGUUUCUUAUCAUUCUUGUUUUCUGGGGUUUGAUAGGUGA
This is a messenger RNA of Penicillium robsamsonii, 480 nucleotides long. RefSeq lists its product as uncharacterized. Bases 1 to 480 code for a protein of 159 amino acids. The record is from RefSeq and is a predicted model, not a curated record. The transcript has 2 exons. NCBI's taxonomy places the organism in Eukaryota, Fungi, Ascomycota, Eurotiomycetes, Eurotiales, Aspergillaceae.